AUGUCCGAUCUAAAAAGACGACGCAGACUGAGACAGGUCAAAGCAGAUGUUUACGGGUCCGACUCAGAGAGCGAAAAUGACAGGGGAAAGACUAUGGAUAUGGACGCCUUUGGCGAAGAAUUGGAACUUGACUCUAAUGAGAGCGUAGUGGAGGAAGACGAUCAAGAGGUCAAAGUUGAGGCGUUCAACCUUAAACAAGAGACGAAGGAAGGAGUGUUUGAUCAAGACGGCAACUAUGUGCGGACCAAGGAAGAAAGUGAAGACGAGGAUUGGCUGGACGAUGUAAAAAAUGAAGACAUUAAGAACGCUCGUGCGGCCGAAUUGCGACGACAGGAGGAGAGGCGGAAACACGAGGACGACAAGGCUCGGAGAUUGCGGUCUGCUAACGUGAAUGAAGUGAUAGAAAAUCUUUGUGAGCUGAUGGAGCCCGCGGAAAGUGUGGUCGAAUUGCUACAACGGCUAAAUGGUGAGGCAAGAAGAUUAAAGAAAAAAGGUCAGACGGAGGACGAAAAACGUGUUCGAGAGCGAAUUGCACAGGUAAUGAGCGCAAUUGAGGUUCUGGAAGAUGGCAUUGCAGAGAUUUACGAGGUGUCAAGAGAAGAACUAAUGCAGAAGAUGCCCACUGCCCCGGGUUCUGAGCGCAAACGGAAAAGAGAGGACGAAACUGCCGAUCAGUGGUACUAUCGAUGGCCCGGACAGGAAGAAAUUUACGGACCCUAUGACUCAGCCACAAUGGAAGCAUGGCGUGAAACAUAUUUUAUCGAUAACCCGGUCGAGUACCGAAAAGGGAAUGAACCAUUUAGAUUGCUCGAUGAUUCCACAAUGUUCCUGUAA
Messenger RNA from Ogataea angusta, 834 nucleotides. RefSeq lists its product as uncharacterized. Lineage: Eukaryota; Fungi; Ascomycota; Pichiomycetes; Pichiales; Pichiaceae. Gene Ontology annotation, molecular function: protein binding. The coding region runs from base 1 to 834 and encodes 277 amino acids. Gene Ontology annotation, cellular component: U5 snRNP. The record is from RefSeq and is a predicted model, not a curated record. The transcript has a single exon.